Messenger RNA from Lagopus leucura (white-tailed ptarmigan), 4511 nucleotides. RefSeq names its product receptor accessory protein 3 (gene REEP3). Gene Ontology annotation, molecular function: microtubule binding. Gene Ontology annotation, biological process: endoplasmic reticulum tubular network organization. The transcript is spliced from 8 exons. NCBI's taxonomy places the organism in Eukaryota, Metazoa, Chordata, Aves, Galliformes, Phasianidae. The coding region runs from base 50 to 817 and encodes 255 amino acids. The record is from RefSeq and is a predicted model, not a curated record. Gene Ontology annotation, cellular component: cytoplasmic microtubule; endoplasmic reticulum membrane; endoplasmic reticulum tubular network.
AUUCGGGCCCGGCUCGCCGAGGGGACGUGCCGCCGCCGCGGCAGCCGCGAUGGUGUCCUGGAUGAUCUCACGGGCCGUCGUGCUGGUGUUCGGGAUGCUGUAUCCUGCAUAUUACUCGUACAAAGCUGUGAAGACAAAAAAUGUGAAGGAAUAUGUUCGCUGGAUGAUGUAUUGGAUUGUAUUUGCUCUUUAUACAGUUACUGAAACAAUAACUGAUCUAACAAUCUCUUGGUUUCCACUGUAUUAUGAGCUGAAAAUUGCUUUUGUUAUUUGGCUCCUUUCUCCAUAUACCAGAGGGGCGAGUUUAAUGUACAGGAAAUUUCUCCACCCUCUUCUUUCUUCUAAAGAAAGGGAGAUUGAUGAGUACAUUGUACAAGCCAAAGAAAGAGGCUAUGAGACCAUGGUGAAUUUUGGAAGACAGGGGUUGAAUUUGGCAGCAACCGCUGCAGUGACAGCAGCUGUGAAGAGUCAGGGUGCAAUAACAGAGAAACUGAGAAGUUUCAGUAUGCAUGAUUUGACUACUAUACAAGGAGAUGAACCAGUAGGCCAGAGACCCUAUCAGACACUGCCUGAAACAAAAAAGAAAACCAGAGCCUCUGCAAAUGAAUCUGCAGGUUUUCCACUGGAAAAAAAUCCUGCAGAUGAUAAAACAGAUGAAGAGGUAGAAGGAACACAUUCAGAGGAUGAAAUGUUUGCUCAGAGAGGCCUUCGAAGAACUCAGAGUAUGAAAUCUGUGAAAACUAUUAAAGGACGUAAAGAGAUACGAUACGGAUCACUGAAAUACAGAGUAAAGAAGAGACCCAAUGUGUACUUUUAAGUUUAUUGCACAAUGCCUGUGAGACAAACUGCUGUAUUAUAACAACUUGAAUUCAAUACUUCAAGUGUUAAAGAUCUGUGUAUGAUUCAUAUAAAUCUAUUCAUACAGUAUAUGAAUAGAUGUAGUAGGACUUGGUUUUAUGAGCCUAAAUGAUUGGGUAGUGUAUUACUCUGCUUUUCUGUAAUUGCUUCUUGUUAGACUUAAAUCUGGGGAAGCUAUAGGAUAAAUUUCAAUGCUUCGUAAAUGAGGAUUAAAUGAGUAACAGGAAACAGCCUGACUUUUCCAGAGGUAUUGAGCAGACUGAAAUAAUUACAAGUCCAAAGAAAUUAGCAAAAGCUGUGUUAGGAGCUUGUGAAAGUCAAACCUGUAGUAUCCUCUAGUUUACAUGGAAAAAAUAGGUAUACUUGAAAUAUUUUUCUGAACUACAGUUCCUGAAAAGGCCUUCGUGUAAUUUAAAAAUGUACAUUUUAAGGAACAGUGGAUGAAAGUGAGGAAGAAAAGGCAAAGAUAUAGUAUAUGCUUAAGUUCAUCUUUUCACCAUGUAUUUCCAAGCUUAACAAACUUAUAUAAUAGUAAUAGGUGCAAAAUGGGGGUACGUUUAGCACUUUAUGCAAAACUGUGUAGUUUUGCACACUUACUGAAUUACAGCUGCACAUGUAAUUUUAGUUAAUUCUUAGGCAGGUUAGAUUUAUAUAGUAGGCUUUUUAUAACUCACAUUGAUUGCUUAGGUACACUUAGGAUGCUGUAGAUAAUUGCAGCUAACACUUAACGAUAUUAUCAGGUGCCUUUCUGUGUCUUACAGGGCUGUGGUAUUAUCUGCUUUUUGUUUGUUUCACUCUUUUUUUCUUCCUUCCCCCUUCAACUAGAGAGAUGCAACAAGAUUUAACUCAGUUUUUGGUUAAAAUUGUGGUAAGUGAAACUUGUAACAAUUCUGGUGACAGACCUCAGGGAUCUGAGCAGCCCAUCAACUGCGCAGGAUAAGUCGUGCUGAAGUGGCAGCAUGUAUGAUAGAUCAUUCAGGCCCUGGUUUGGUUUUGCUCUGCGUACCUAUAAGAAUAUAUAUAUAUUUAGAACAUGUACAUGUGUAUAUUUCUCAUGGUGUGUAGAUUCUAGAAUUGGCUAUGUAGUUUUUUAUUGCUAAAAUUAUUACUAAAAUACUGACUUACAAAUAGCUUUUUCUAAAAAUCUAGCAUAUUGAAUCAGCCUUGUCAUAACCUAAUGUCCAUGAUAUAACUAUUUGCACAGAGAUUAAUUUUGGAAUGCCAUACUUGUCAAAGUGACCUCUCGACAUCCCCUUCAAUGCUGUUUUCUGUAAUUCUGAGAAGGAGGCUGAUUUUAGUUUUCUAUCUGACUCUUUCUAGUGUGGCUAUGGGGAGGACGAACCCUCUUUUGUAGAUAGUAUUUUUUAUUAUGUGGCAUGGGUAGACAUAGGAUUAAUUUUCUUUAAGGGAAAAUGACGUGUUAUCCCUCCUAUCCUUGAUGCUCAGACUCCGAUCCUUAGACUUGCCCCCAGAUUUGACAGUAAUCUGCAAGUUUACUGCAAUGCUUUUAAACACCUGCUGCAGUUUUUCUUCACACUGCUACAGCCAUAGCAGUCUCGCUGCUGGUGGACACCUAAUAGCCUGUUAAUACAGACUGCCUUUUGUCUUCUCUAUAGUCUUCUGUAGACUGCUUUGGGCCAGGGUUUGAGUUAUGUGGAUAAAAAUGCAGCUGGUCUGUAUUGGCAUUGUGUUAUUCACUUGAUAUUAUUGUACUUUAUAAGCCAAGUGCAGAGCCUUGGACAGAUGUAACAAUAUUGUUGGCACAGUGCUUUUAGCGUCCUCCAAGAAAGUUAAAUGCCUUUAGCAAGAAGCUGCAACACUCCGUACAUCAUCAAAAGGCCAAAGCUUUUUUUUCAUCCACUUUUCUCAAGAAUGUUGUUUCAAAUAAGAAAUGAUUAGCAAGGUAGCAUCCUGGGGUGGGGCUCAUAGCUCAUGUCCCAUAAGUGCAGUUCUCAUCUACUUCCUUGAAUGUAGAAAUCACCUAAGAAGGGAAGGGCUGCUUAUGUAUUAAGGUGUGUAAGGUGUUAGGAGAAACAGAGGCUUUUGUAUUUGCAUCUCACCUCUCCUUGAACAUUAGGAUAACCUGGGCAUUGAGUAGAAUGUACAAAUCUUAUUCUCCAGUUGAGCACUUGCUGCCACAUCUUGCACUAGCUCCUAAUUUUGAUUGGUAACCAACAAAAUUGCCAUUGUUUUACUAAUUAGAAUCCUGUGUGAAAGAGCUGGGAAAGCCCUUCUGUCCUGGUUCCAAGGAUAGAGGUUGUUUGAGUAGAAGGUUAGGCCUUAGCAUGCUGGUGGUAAUAAGUUGCAUUAUGCAUUGUUAUAUAUUUAGGGUUGUAACCUCUUGACAAAUGCAGCUCGCUAUUAGGUAGUGACAGACUGCACAAACCCUCCUGUUCCUGAAAUACACAUGGGACUAGCAAAGCCAGCAGUAUUAUUCAUGUUGAUUACUGUUUCCAUAUAAAUAUAUUUAUGUUCUCUCAGGCAUCAUCUUAAGUGAUAAAACAUCAGUGAUUUCCUAGCUGUUCUUUUGGUCUAAUGCCCUACUAUAAAGCAUUGGGUUCCACCUCCUCCAGCAGCUUGAUUCUUCUCUUUGCAUUCAUCCUGGAACCACUUCCUGAUAUCUUCAAGUUGUUUUUCCUUCCUGUUCGUUGUCAGCUGAUCUUUCACAGGGCUCAAUGGCCUGAUUAGCUUUCAUCCAGAUGAUGCAUAUUUCUUGUUGAAUUUAGUUGAGUUUGGUUUGGGAGUAUCUUAAACUUUGUGGAUUUUCAACCUUUUUUGUUUUGUUUUGCCUUGGUAACUGCAGAGGUCAUCUGCUGAGAUCUAGCCAGUAAAAUUCUGGGAAGAAAGUUAAACAUUUUUUCAUUUUUGAAUUGAAACUGUGUAAUUGUUGUGAACAAAACCUUUCCUGAGAAUUGACUGACUGCUACCAACAGAACUGCUAAAACAGGUGAAGAAAAGGUUACGAAGAGGUCAACGGUAGUUUAAAACAGAAUAUGUAUUUCCUGCUCAAUUAUGUAUUCUGGAAAUGCUCCAAAACUUUAUAUCUGAACUGACUCAGACCUUUCAGCAAGAGCGUGCUGUACAUAUUCAAAUACACCGUUUGAGACAAGGAUUUACCUGAUGGCCUCAGUUGCAAAUACACAGUCUGGACUGUGAUUACAAGGUAAUUGCCAAUAUUUGCUAAUGAAUGCUAAUUGCUUAGCUGUGUCAGAGUAACUGAAUGCUAUCCAACGUACUUUUUGCAGGCUAUAAUGAAUUUUAAAAUGAAUACAAGAUAAUUUGGUUAAGCAGAAUGGUGGAGUAAGGGCUAAAUGCAUUGAACACGCUGUUGAUAACUAAAAAAGUGUUUUAUUUUGGUGUUACUUUUAUUAAUGGGAAGUUGGUAUUUUAAAGUAUUUUUGUACAAAAAUGUAUGUGCACAAAGGCAAUACUUUGAUAUUUUUCAAGAACUCAUAUUUUUAAAUGCUACGGACCAGAGACUGUCAGACAUUGAAACUGAAGUUAGUAGCUUUAAAAAUGCAAUGUAAGCUUUACUUUUUAUAUUGUAAUAAUAACUUUGCUGUCAAUUUGUUUACAUGUUUGUAGUAGGGAAUGUUUCAUUAUGCAUUGACUUACCUUGAUGCUACCUUGAAUAAACGCUGCUUUGAGCAGGA